AGCAUUUAACAGGUCCUCCCCUCUCCCUUCUAUUCAGUAGCAGGGAAGAGCUUUAAUAGUGCAGCGUGAUAGGACAUGCCAUGGGAUGUGCUAACAGUUGCUUUCCUCCAGGAAGUACCUGCUUGUUAUGUAAAGAGGGUGUUUUUAUGUAAAGGCGACUGUGCUAGUGACAUAGCUGUGAGAUUUUCAACAGAGCAAUGGGAACUGACUCCCCUUUCUUGUUGGCUGCGGUGUCUCUUCUGUCUGUCUUGCAAAUGGGCUACCUGGCCCGGCAGGUUGGAUUGUCCAGGAUGGUCCAUAAGGUCCUACCACCCUCUGUUACUGGUCCUCCAGAGUUUGAGAGGACUUUCCGUGCACAUCAGAACUGUGUGGAGUGUUACCCUCUUUUCCUGGUGACACUGUGGACCUGUGGUAUGUUCUUUAGUGAAGUGACUGCAGCUACAGGAGGACUGCUGUACAUAAUCAUCUGACAAAUCUAUUUUAAUGGAUAUGUCAAGUCUGCCAAGAAAAGGUUACCUGGUUUCUACCUGACCCUGGCUGUCUUUUUCACUCUGUCUCUACUGGCUUUAAUUGGAAUACUGCGUGGACUACUUCACAAGUACUUUCAUACCCAUCUCUGAAGAUAGCAGCUCCACCAAAUUCUGCAGAACAGCCAAUUCACUAAUAGGCUUAUGACAUAAGGGUUCAUAAGAGGGUUCAUGUGUUAAAAACUGUAGGUAGUGAUGUUUUCUAUCUGAUUCUAACCAAGCCCAGAAUCAUGUUCUUAAUAAAUGUAUUGUUUUAUAUAAUCCAGCAGAUACCUUUAAGUCAAAAAUAUUUUAUGGAAUAACUCUGGCCUUUGGCAUUUUUACAGUUUUUUACAGUAACAACAAUAUUAGCCUGUGUUUGUCGUAGUAGAAUAUUACUCCUUAGUCACUUCAUGGGCUUUAUUUUGUGCACCUGUUAUUUAUUUGAACCAUUCAGGUGUCUC
This is a messenger RNA of Lates calcarifer (barramundi perch), 970 nucleotides long. RefSeq names its product microsomal glutathione S-transferase 2 (gene mgst2). Gene Ontology annotation, molecular function: glutathione transferase activity; enzyme activator activity; glutathione peroxidase activity. The transcript has 4 exons. Lineage: Eukaryota; Metazoa; Chordata; Actinopteri; Centropomidae. Gene Ontology annotation, cellular component: membrane; nuclear envelope; endoplasmic reticulum. The record is from RefSeq and is a predicted model, not a curated record. Gene Ontology annotation, biological process: leukotriene biosynthetic process.